ACUUUACCCAUGUGGGACUUUGUGUCUCCUGAAGACAAUGAAGUACUGAUCGAUAAGUUCAGAACAGAAAGUAAGAAGGUCAUCGACAGGUGGUCCUUGGGGAAUGCAUCUACUAAUGAGAGAGAUGCAGCAGUUUCUUUUUUGGUGCAGCUUGGAGCUGUAAGAAUCACUAUUCAGUCUAGCAGUGAUCACAUACAAUCUGAGAGACGAGUGUCCUUCCAAUUUGAAGACAGACCGCUUUUGGAGACAAAACAUGAUGGUCCUGAUACAGCAGAUCCCCGACCGAUGAAGAGUGAGGACAUCGGUAGCAGAGAGCAAUCAGGUGCCUUGACGUCUGAUUCACAAGCAAGCAGUUCCAAAGAUGUGCCAAUGGACUGUGGUUUGGAGACAAAACAUGAUGGUUCUGAUACAGCAGAUCCCCCACCGAUAAAGAAUGAGGACAUCGGUAGCAGAGAGCAAUCAGGUGCCUUGACGUCUGCUUCACAAGCAAGCAGUUCCAAAGAUGUGCCAAUCGACUGUGGUGAUGAUGAGGACAAUGAAAAUUAUUCAGCAUGGAUGAGCGAACCUAGUGAUGAUGAUGAUGAUGAUGAUACACUAACUGCAAAGGAGGAUGAUAGAAGUGCAACUCAACAACCAAGCGAGGAACAUCCAUGUCCUAAUUGCCAUGCCAUCCUACACAGCACCUGGGAAUUAGAUCUGCACAAAGUGAACGAUUGUUCUAAGGAUCCCAUCAAGUAUGUGUACAAUUGCGAUCAAUGCACAAAGUCUUUUCUCUGGAAGCUUAAGCUAAUUUCGCAUUUACGCAUUGAUCAUAAAAUGACCCCUCAUGAUGUUAUUGUAAAACUUAAAGAAUUAGAAAGUACCAAAAUUCAAAGAGGUCUGAAAAAUAGGGCAUCCAAGAAGGAAUCGCACAGACGGCAAGGCCUGAGGAAAUCUAGAGGAGAAAGAAAGAGGCAAAAAGUGUCAGAGAGAAAGAAAAAGGGUGAAGGGAGUGUACAAAAAAUGAAACGAACCAGAAGUGACAAAGCAGUUGCACCUCCUAAAUUAAAGAGACUGUGUGUCCGUCUUAAAAAAAUAAAAACGGACGAUAGGAAUGAAUUCAGUUCUUCCAGCAGGCAGACAAGAUCUAGUAAGACAGCUGUGGUUUCUAAUGUAGAUAUAGCACCACAGAACUGUACUUCUAAUGAUCAUCAAAACCUAGAAGCCUUGGAUGCUAAAUCCAAUUGUGAAAGACGUGCUAUAGUGGAAGUUGGUGAAGAUGAAAUUGUGAGGGAAGAGAAGACUGAAUGUAAAGACAAUGAAAGACAGACUGUGUGGCCAGAGUAUGAGCUCAGUGAAGCUAGACUAUUAGAAGAGAAUGACCAUUCAUUAGCUAACUCUGAGAGCAGUGAUGACAAGGGAUUUACUGAUGAGAAUGUAGACACAUGUACCCCCUCUAGCCCUACAAAUGAGAAUAGGAAAGGUGAGGUUUUAACUGACCCAAUUGUUGAUGACACCCCGGAAGUCAUGCUUGAGCCGAGUGAAGAAAUUGAUCAAAAGAAUGUUAGAAUUGAAAAGGGAAGAAAGGUAUGUGACCAAAAUACAUGUAACUCCACCAUUAGUCCAAAAUCAGAGAGUAAAGAAAGCGUUUUUAGUUGCUUGCUCUGUGAUAUGAAAUUUAAAAAGGCUUGUAAAUGUCACAAGCACAUGCGUGUUUGUCAUAAAGAAAGCAGGCAUCGGGAGUUCACAUGCAGUACAUGUGAUAAAACUUUUUUGAAUAAAUCAGAAUACACAACUCACAUCAAAAUCCAUAUGGACAGAAACAAAAGGCAGAAAUAUCACUGCAAGGAAUGCAAUAAGUCCUUCUUGUCGAAGCAUUAUUACAUUAUUCAUAUGAAAAGGCAUGCUGAUGAGAAAUUCAAAUGUGAAACAUGUGGUCAGGUGCUUUUGACCAAAAAGACUCUUGAGCAUCACGUCAAAAAUGUUCACACCAAAGAAUUCCCCUGCCACCUCUGUAAGAAGGUCUUUGCAAGAAACCAGUAUUUAAAGAUGCAUAUAGAAGAGCAUGAACUAGGACGGAAAUGUAAAUGCGAAGAAUGUGGAAAAGCCUUCCUCCGUCCUUUUCAACUGAAAGUGCACAAGGAGCUUGUCCAUUCGGGUGCCUGUCAAUGCCUUUGUGAACUUUGCGGAGCAACUUUCAAGACUGAACAGAUCUUGAAACAGCACACUAACACUGUCCACUCCCUUGUUUACAAGUACUCUUGUGAUGUUUGCGGGAAGAAAUUCAACCGCACAUCCAUCCUGAAUCGUCAUAAGAAGGUCCAUUCCAAUGACCCGAUGUUGAGGCGUUUUCCUUGUACACUGUGCGAUAAGCGUUUCAAUGAUCAAAGCAAGUUGAAGGUUCAUAUGGAUUGGCAUAAUAACGUCAGGUCACAUACGUGCGUAAUAUGCGAGAAGUCGUUUUUGACCAAAGGUAACCUAACCAAGCACAUGUUUACCCACCAGGAUAAGAAACGCCAUGAAUGUGAAAUUUGUUCUGUAGGUUUUAUAGACCUGCCACAACUCAGGAAACAUCUGGAAGUAAAGCACAAGGUCACCCUAAAAAAAAUUAACACCAAUGCAAGACUUGAAGCCACCAAGUUAGUUGAAGAUGAACACCUAGUCAAUAAAUCUGCUGCAGGGCCACUUUUACCAUCAGACUCAAGGUCUGCAGACACUGCCAACGAUGGUCCAGUUCAUCAUCAAGAACACUUGACCAAUGACAAUGUUUAUCAAGUAUCUGAGGCCAGCAUGUAUCAAGUACCUGAGCCCAGUGUCAGUGAAAGUGUAGGACAACUGCUUCUAGGAAUGGUGACUUUGUAGAUGCAUGCCAAAUUAAUCUUGAAGAUUGAAAUAUAUUCUGAAUAUUGCUCAGAAGCUUCCGUUUGGAUGAUGGAUGCUUCUAAUUUGGCAGUGAACUACAACUGUACUGUCAUUAGGUGUACUAAAGUGUUUCUGUCCUCUGACUCUCUGAAACAGUGGGUCCUGAAAUUACUAUUAUGGUAGCUUUGCCAUCCAAUGGUAACUACCAUGGUAACGCUGAUCAACGGCCAAUCAAAAUCAAGGAUCCUGUGCAAGUUACCAUUGCAUGGCAAAGUUAUUGUAAUGGGAUUUUAAUCCCAGCCAUGGCGUUCAUUUCCGUCAGCAAGAGAGUUUUCCAUGCUGUGCUGCACUCAGGUGUGGUAUGGUGACCUGGGGAGUGUUUCAUGAAAGGACUUAUUGGACGUUUUGUCCAACAAGUCCUGUUUUAUCCGACAGUUGCCAUAGUAACAGUGCUUCUAAGCCAAUGAUAAUUAAGGAACGAUGUCAGAUCUGACAACUUGUCGGACAAAAAUGUUGAUGAAACGCUCCCCUGGGAGCAUUAAUUAAUGGUAAUGUGCAAAUGGUUCAGUUGUCAAUUUCAUCAUUUUAAAAGUUACAUUCAGAUCAAAGCUCCUUUGUCGUGUAAACCAUAAUAGGUACAGUAAAGUCUUGAAAACAAUGAUCACCUCUCUUGUAAACUGAGAAAAAUUGUUCAGAUAUAUUUAUAAGUUUCCUUUUUCAGGU
Messenger RNA from Lytechinus pictus (painted urchin), 3564 nucleotides. RefSeq names its product zinc finger protein 37-like. Gene Ontology annotation, cellular component: nucleus. Lineage: Eukaryota; Metazoa; Echinodermata; Echinoidea; Temnopleuroida; Toxopneustidae. The record is from RefSeq and is a predicted model, not a curated record. The transcript is spliced from 3 exons. Bases 10 to 2841 code for a protein of 943 amino acids. Gene Ontology annotation, molecular function: RNA polymerase II transcription regulatory region sequence-specific DNA binding; DNA-binding transcription factor activity, RNA polymerase II-specific. Gene Ontology annotation, biological process: regulation of transcription by RNA polymerase II.